Molecule: messenger RNA, 2261 nt
Organism: Chelonus insularis
Lineage: Eukaryota; Metazoa; Arthropoda; Insecta; Hymenoptera; Braconidae
Product: tubulointerstitial nephritis antigen-like
Exons: 8
Coding region: 268-1593 (441 amino acids)
Biological process (GO): proteolysis
Cellular component (GO): lysosome
Molecular function (GO): cysteine-type peptidase activity
Source: RefSeq, a predicted model, not a curated record
GAAUUGUGAUAGCUGACGGAGAGACUUAGUUUAGCUUGAGUUUACCUCCACUACUGUGGGUCAGUGCGGCUUGCGCUUUCGAGCCGCUAACAUCUUCCUAAUCUGUUGCAAUCAACUUUAUAAUUGUUAUACAUAGUUACCUUAGUCCUAGAUCAUAACUUAAGUGUCAACAGAUCUGUUGACUAUCAGAAGUAGAUUCACACGUGUCUGCCUUUGUAACUAGUUCUGCAUACACCAGGAACAAUUUUAUUUUUCUUUAUCACAAUCAUGUCAUCAAGAUAUGAUUGUUUUGCAAUGCUGAUCGUUGUAUUCCUUGGGCUUGCAUCUUUUGCUGCUGCAAUACCUGACUACUCAGGCCUUCCUCUUGGUCCAUAUUGUGGAGGAAGAUAUAAUAGAUGUUGUCCCGGAAGACGUGAUGACUGUAGUGCUCCAAUUCUAUCAACGACUUGUUACUGCGAUGAAUUUUGCAACAGAACCAGAGAAGAAGAUUGCUGCCCAGAUUAUUGGUCUUUCUGUCGAGGAAUUAUUUUACCAACACCAGAAAUAGAAGAAUUAAGACAAUGUCUUUACAAAGGAAAGUACUAUACCCACGAUCAGACAUUCAAGUUGAAUUGCAACACUUGUAAAUGUUCUUCAAUUGGACGUCGAGCGGAUGUUCUUUGUGAGAAUAAUCGAUGUUUGCUCGAAGCAGAUUUAUUAAAUGAACUCAGUAUCGAGACAGAACGAUUAGGAUGGUCUUCAGGAAAUUAUUCAGAGUUUUGGGGGAGAACACUUGAUGAUGGUAUUCGACUCAAAUUAGGAACACUCAAUCCUUUAAAAUCGCUUCAUAAUAUGAAUCCUGUGAGGAGGAUUUAUAACCCAGAAGCAUUGCCAAAAGAAUUCGACUCUCGAAAUCGUUGGCCCCGAGAUAUUUCCGGUAUAAGUGACCAAGGGUGGUGCGGAGCUUCUUGGGCAAUUUCUACUGCUGACGUAGCUUCAGACAGAUUUGCUUUGAUGAGUAAAGGAGCCGAAGCAGUCCAAUUGAGUGCUCAGCAUCUCAUUUCGUGUAACAACAGAGGCCAACAAGGAUGCAAAGGGGGAUACUUGGAUCGUGCUUGGCACUUUGUCAGAAAAUUUGGACUUGUCGAUGAAGAAUGCUAUCCUUGGACUGGAAGAAAUGAUCGAUGUAGAGUAAGAAAGAAGACAACUCUCAGACAUGCUGGAUGUAGUACUCCAAGCAAUCCAUUGAGAACUGAUUUAUAUAAAGUGGGUCCUGCUUAUCGACUUGGCAAUGAAACAGACAUCAUGCAAGAAAUUAUUACUUCUGGACCAGUACAAGCCACUAUGAGAGUCUAUCAAGACUUCUUUACGUAUCAAGGUGGAAUUUAUAAACAUUCAAGGGUCGCUGAAAGUUAUCCUAGUGGCUAUCAUUCAGUGAGAAUAUUGGGAUGGGGUGAAGAAAUACUAGGCAAUUACCAACCUGUUAAGUACUGGCUUGUAGCCAAUUCAUGGGGCAAUCACUGGGGUGAGGAUGGACUUUUUAGGAUCCUAAAAGGAACGAAUGAAUGCGAAAUUGAGUCUUUUGUCCUAGGAAUUUGGGCAAAAACAAUGUAACCAAAGUUAAACUUAAUUUAAUUAACACUAAAAUUUAAAGCUUUGGAAUAAUUGUUAAUGAAAGCAUUUAUUGAAUCUCUGCUGGCUCAGUUGAUCAGUUGCAGAGUUGAUUGAACUCUAUGAUCAUAAGAAGAGUUUGGAGAUGUGUGAUCCAGUGUUCGCUAGUAUUUUAUAUGUAUAGAGUAAUAAUUAAGAUAACAUAAUGUACAAUACAAGUCAAAUGACUAUUUGUAACCCUCACGAAAUUAUCAAGAAGACUAACAAAUAUUUCUUGAUCGAUUUCGUUUAAAAUACUGGAAGAAAACAUAAUUUUUCAGUGAAAAAAAUUUUUUGAACUAAGAGUAGAAUAUUAACCAUUUUUUGAAUGUAUAUUAUUUAUUUUAGAAUUAUUUACGCGCAAUCAACAUUCAUUAACAAAGAAAUGAUAAUAUUUUUUGAACAAAGUAGAUCAAAAUAUUUAACAGAAAGAAGAAAUACAGUAUUUAUCCAUUUUUAUAUUUAUUUAUUUUUAAUCAUAAUGAAAUUGACUAGUUGGUAUCCUUUAAAAUAUUACAUCCUCAUUUCGAAGAAUUCAUAUGAAAAAUCUUCUUUGUUAAUGAUUUGUUAAACACUUUAAAAAUUCAUCAAAAAAUUAUUUAAUACCGUCUAUCGGGCUCCGAUUUUUUUUA